AAAUGUCAUUUUUAAAAGUAAUUUUCAAUUUUUAAGUUGCUGUGUGUAAAAUUUGUUGUUUUUAACAAUAAACCCGGGCCGUUCCAUAACUGUCGCAACGCCCGACUCCGCGAUGUCGCGCCUAGACGAUCAUAACCUACCGGGGAUUUACAUCACGUAACCAACCUUCAACCUUCUAAAUGGUGAAGAAAACACCGGACACGGCGAUGGUUCUGAGCACAGAGUGGGCGCAGGUGGAAUACGUCGAGCUUACGAACGAUGGCAACGGGCUGGGGUUCAACCUUGUGGGCGGGCGCAGCACGGGGGUGGUGAUCAAGUACAUCGUGCCGGGCGGCGCGGCGGAGCGCGACGGGCGGCUGCAGAGCGGCGACCACGUGCUGCAGGUGGGCGCCGUGAGCCUGCGCGGGUUCACGUCGGAGCAGGUGGCGUCCGUGCUGCGCGGCGCGGGCCCGGCCGUGCGCCUGCUGGUGGCGCGCCCCGCCGACCCCGGCGCCGCGCUGCAGCCCGCGCUGCCCGGCACCGUCGUCGUGCCCACCAAGAUCCUCACUGACUCCGACCAGCUCGACCGACACCUCAUCGAGGCAGGCUACGCCUCAGUCUACGUCCCUGAAUGCUAUGAGGACUACAUCAAUGGGGCUAAUGGCGAAAUAGAUCCUAACAUCUUGGCAGCGGUCAGCAUCGUCUGUGAGAACCCUCAGGUGUUGCCGGAGCCGACAGUGGCUCCCCCGGUGUCCCCCACCAUUACUAUUACAGUUCCUGUAGAGAUACCAGACUUGCCUGAAGUAGAGAUUAUUCAUGUAGAUUUAAACAAAAAUGUGUAUGGUCUGGGCAUCACUGUCGCUGGCUAUGUGUGCGAGAAGGAAGAGUUGUCUGGUAUUUUUGUGAAAAGUAUCAUUGAUGGCAGCAGUGCUGAGCAGAGUAAGAAGAUUAAAGUGAAUGAUAGAAUUAUUGAGGUAGAUGGUGUGUCACUAGCAGACAAGAGCAACCCACAAGCUGUAGAGCUGUUAAGAAACACUGGAAUAUCUGUACAUUUAGUAUUAGAGAGGUAUCUGCGAGGACCUAAGUAUGAGCAUCUGCAGCUAGCAAUAUUUAGUGAGGAUCGACCCGCAUCACCAACCCCAUCUGCUGCCACCCUCUCCUGGUUCCCCGUGCCCUCGCAGGCAGACAACAGCACCAGUGAGAUUGAACCCGAACUGGAUUCCAACACUACUAUUGACUCCGGCAUCCCUGAAGUAGGAGACCAGGAACCAGAACCAAGCCAAGAAGAAUUAGACAAGAGACUUGAUGAGAUCCUGUCUGCUGACAAGUCCGAAAUAAAGAAGAAGUGGCAAGAAGAGAUAGGAGCAGAGAAGGAGGUGAUUGUAGCUGAAGUGCACCGCUUGUCAGGUCUCGGCAUCAGUCUUGAGGGCACCGUGGAUGUAGAAGGUGGACAGGAACUGAGGCCACACCACUACAUCAGAUCUGUCUUGCCGGAGGGACCCAUUGGCCAGCAGGGGUCCCUGGCAGCUGGUGACGAGCUGUUGGAGGUCAAUGAACACCGGCUUCACGGAUUGACCCACACUGAGGUUGUGAACAUACUGAAGCAACUCCCCAACCGAGUGAGGAUAGUGUGUGCGAGAAGCUCUACCGAGAGUGGUCCCCGACCAGUCAUCAACCUUGCACCAGAUAGGGAAGGGUUUGAAGCUAGGAAAAUAAUAUCUGGGAGUCUCAACAACUUGACACUUGUGAAGGCACAGUCUGACUCGUCCAUCAACACCUCCAGCACAGCUACAUUGACAAAUCAGUCUGGAAACUCAAAGAAAUCCCGGUCCUUGGAGUGUGUGUCCAGUCUAGCCAUGUGGCAGAGCAGAGAGGACAUGGUGGAGCUAAACAAAGGUGACCAAGGCCUGGGCUUCUCAAUCCUUGACUACCAGGACCCUGUUGAUCCAGAGGGGACCGUUAUCGUGGUCCGCAGUCUCGUGCCCGGCGGAGUGGCAGAGAAGAGUGGCAACAUAGCUCCUGGUGACCGGGUGAUGUCUGUUAAUGGCGUCAGCAUUAAGAACGCAACAUUAGAUCAAGCCGUUCAAGCGCUGAAAGGGGCCCCGCGAGGCAGGGUCCGGGUGGGCAUCGCGCGCCCGCUGCCGCCCAGUGACGCCACCUGUAGGUCUAAAAGCACAACCACUCUGAACACGGGCAAGCCUAGUUAAUCUUCACCUUAAACCAAAACUCUACUAGUCAAUGUUUAAGUCAUAUCAAUCUUUAAAAUCAAAUUGUAGGCUUCAUUUUCCACAAAGCAAUGGAAGCAUCAUGUGACACGAAGUUAAGAGUAAUAGCAGAUUUGUAAUAUAAACGAAUUACUUAACUGGUAACGAGACCGCUUUAAAAGCAUUAAAGUCAUUUUGUGUUUUAGUACUACCUAAAAGCAAAUGCUGGCUAAGUAAUUCAUUACAAUUAUAAAACAACAAAAUGGGUGUUUGAAGCUCAAAAUCUGUAAAACAAUAACUAAUCUACGCUUUACUAGAAUAAUGUAAUAGGUAUGGAUGAGACACAGCUAAUUUUGUAUCUCACUUGCAGUUGAAGUAACCAUUUUCCUACUGUUUGUCAAUGUGAAGAAAACAAUAACACCUAUUUGUAACUAAACUAUUAAUACUUUGUACUAUCGUAAUUUUGAUAUAAUUUUUGACAAUGAAUUUUAUUUCCUUUUAUGUGAUUGAUAUUAAUACCUCUUGUUUUCUUCACAUUGAGUCGUGUCAUAGACAAUACGGUUAGAGGUGGCCGCAAUAUCGAUGUUACUCCGGAUUCUACCAUCAUAAGAGUGUAUCGCUAGUGGCGCCUUCUAUGGAUAGAAUCACGCACUUCCCUACUGUGACGGUGGUUAGAAUUCACAAACCUUUGUAGGUACCUAUGGGAGCAAUUUAAAACGUAACAUUUAUGUAAAAUAACAAAAUAAUUAUUAGGACAUGAAUCUCUACCGAUAACUAAUGGAUUUGAAUGGGAUUUGAUUUCUUGCCAAUUUUGUCGACUUUGUUUUAAGUAAUAUAAAUUAUAUACUGAAUUAUAAAUUUUAUAUGUGUGAUCUUAAUGUUCUCUAUUUAGUUCUAUAAAAUUUAAGUGUGUAUAUUAUUGAAAUGUUGUGGAAAGAGUAAAUAGUUAAAAUAACACCAUUAUGUAUUCCUAACAACUACACAUUUUAACUACAAUUACGUAUUUUUACAUUAAUUUCCAAAAUACUAUUUACAAAAGUGAAUAUUUGAAUUCAUUUAUAGCUUUCCCAUUACCUAUAGUAAAAAUCGUCUUUGUAGUAGGUAUAGCAUUUAAUAACGAGAAGGCAGUAGGGUGGCCAUGAUUUAGGCCUUUGGGAACAUUAUAAGUACUUAGACACAUGAACAGAAUGCACAAAGAUAUAGAUAACCGCCAUUUUCGAAUCCUAUUUUUAAAUAGUUAAAUAUGUAUGUUAGUGAAAAAUGUAAGUCCGACUUUAUUUUAAGGCAACUUAUCUUACCAACUUGUCAAAAAAUGUCACAGGCUGUCACAAGUUCUUUGCGCAUUCUGUAAAGUGUUGAAUAGGCUGUGGCUAGUAGUAUGUCUAGGAUCGCGCACGUAUCCUCGAUCACGCAAAUAGCACGUGUUCAAUAAGAUAGAAGUUGAAAGAUUUAUAGAUCUACCAUAACUUUGUUUUACAAAUUUUAAAACUAUAGUUUUUGCGAGUUAGUAAAAAAGGUUCUCUAGUCAGAAAAAAACUGUCACAAAUGAUAAAUAAUGCAACUUAUUGCCUUAAAAUAAGUACCUAUUAAUUAUAUCAAUAUUUAAGUAUGAUAGUUUAUUAUGUUUUAAUCAGUAUUUUCUAUUAUUAUGAUCGUAUUUUAACCUUUCUACAUACUUUUAUUCUUAUUUGUAGUUUUGGUCUUGACUUGACUAAGUAUUAUUUAUGUGUUAAAAUUUACUAAUAAAUAAUAUAGACAAAUAAAAUUAAUAAGCUCAGAAAGAAACCUUGCUAACCUCUAUAGUAAUUUUUAAAAGCUUCAAGUAUUGUAUGGUCCAGUGAUCAUAAAAGUUUUGCACAUAGAUCUUUUUACCUAGGUUAAAAUAGGUUUUAGUUAAUAAAUCAUAUUUGGCACAAUUUUAGAACCCCUUUGGCCUUGUAGUUCGUAAAAUAAUUAAUAACUGUAACAAAAAAAAACCUUUAUACUUACAUAAAAUUAAUAUACUCUAAAAUCUAUUCGUCACAUAUUGCAUUUCUGUAAAAAACGUUUUAUGUUCUACUUUAUUAUUAGUUGUGUUAAUUAACGCUUGUAUAUAUGUACUUAUGUAUAUUUAUGAAUAAAAAAUCAUAUUAAAUCAUAGUAUAUUGCAGCAACAGAGCCCAUCCAUUUUCAGUAUAAAUAAUUCAAUAAGUUCGAUAGCUAAGCUUAAAAUCAGAUUCAAAAUAAUUUUUGGAAAACUUUUCUUCCUUCCUCUACUUUGCUCUGUACCUAAAGACGACUGAUGGAUUUUCUGAUGAAUUUGUUGUAUGGAAAUAUUUAUUCUAGAUAUUUUAAAAAUACAAUUUCUUAUAUUAAAGUUAGCUGCACACCACCCCUGUACAAUCAAGUUUGCAUUUAUUAUAAAUAAGAACACACCUCCUUAGCCUUACACUAAUAAAAAUGUAAAAAAGAGAAAAUAAACUCAAAUAUUGAUAAUA
Molecule: messenger RNA, 4660 nt
Organism: Plutella xylostella (diamondback moth)
Lineage: Eukaryota; Metazoa; Arthropoda; Insecta; Lepidoptera; Plutellidae
Source: RefSeq, a predicted model, not a curated record